GAAAGAAAAUGUUAUAUGUUCCCAUGGCAUAUACUCAAGGACGGUGCUGGGAGGGCCAUAGGCAGCCCAGACCGGCUCCCUCAGUCGGUCACUCGACACGCGACCGUCCUGACGUGCGCUGCGCCGCUGCCAGUCGACGCCAUGACCCUGCUGCGCCUGCCACUGCUUUUUCUCGCGUUUCUGUUCACGGCCUCUGAUGCUGGAGUCACCCGAUUCAGCGAUGGCUUCUCAUCGCGAAAUCCCAUCUCUGUGAACGCCACGCUGCCGUCCCACGCCGUGCUUGGCGAGACGCUGCCCAUUCUGCUCACCGUUCGCAACAACAUGAACCAGAGCCUGUUCUUAACGAUGGAGGUUAUAGAGAACAUUACAGUAGGACAGACAGAAGGGAAGACCGCCUGCUUGGCCUCGAAGGGCACGCUCGUCGAGUCCUUUAAAAUCCGCCCUGACGCCUUCGGAAUCGUCCCCGUCACGUUGGGCGUCGGGUCGAAGCGGCAAAGGAACGUCUCUUGUGACGAAGGAAAGCAAGAUGACAGUGAAUAUAUAUACAUCGCCACUUUGAACAUCACAGUUCUUCCAGAGGGAUUUAAAAGAGAGAAAGUGUUAUCCAAUUACGCCUGUGGAUUAAACGUGCGUGACGGGAACGAGACCUUACCGCAGUGGGAGGUGGAAGCACCCCCCGAGGCUGUAGGUGGCUCUGUGAAAGCCUGGGUUGCCGUCGCUAAUAGCUUCUUGGCACUGCCUUUCGAGGGCCGUGACUCGCUCUUGCUCCAUGGGCGAGGCGACAUAGACGGCCUGGCAGAUUCCGCGACCGCCCAUUUACAACAUAUUGAUAUAUUCGAUAACAGAGUGGAUGUCCCUCAUCUUACCGAGGAGGUCAAUGAUGCCGUCAAGCGCCAGAAUCGCUACCGCCUACAGGACGCCUCCUACACGACCCUGACAAGCCGUGACAGAGCCCCCUCCUCCUGGAUGACAGCCUACGUCCUGACCAUCGCGUCCAUUGCUAGCUCCUUCAACAUGACUCGCAGCGUGUGGAACUGGCAGGGGAAACUGCAAAGGAACGGUGACGGAGAAGACGGAUGUUUCGAGCAUAUGGGCGACUUCUUUCAUGACAGUUUGAGGAACGAAACCACAGGGGAGGUUUCCAGCGCCCUCAACACGGCCUACACAACGAUAGCUGUAGGAAUCAGCGCCCACGACGGACCGCCCUCUCUCUCACCCUCACGAGCCAGAGAUUGUCUUGUGAAACACGUCUCUUCAGAUCCCUUCGUCCUGGCGAUAAAAGCUUAUGCCUUGGCUUGCGUGCAAUACCGUGAAGGAGAAGAUAUGCUGAAGGACCUCUUCGCCCAGGCGGUUGAGACAGACAAGCACAUCUAUUGGGAGUUGGGAGAUGCCAUUGAGGAGGUACAGGUGGCAAGCUAUGCAGCCCUGGCCAUCAUGAGGAGGUUCAACCGAUUCGAACCAAAGUUGGAGAAACUGAUCAGGUGGAUUGCAGAGCAAGAAAACAGCCAAGGAGGAUUCAAUUCUGUUUUUGAUACGAUGACAGGGGUGAGAGCACUGAUUUACCAUGACAGAGACCGAAUGAAGUUUGACGUCGAGGCGACCAUAGAAACAGAAGAUACGAAUCACACUUUAACCUUCAAUGAAACGGAUUCUCAUAGUGUUCAGCGUGUGGAUCUCCCAGUGCUUCCCGUUACUGUGAAUCUCAGUAUGACGGGCAGCGGCUGUGCUCUCUUCAAGGGAGUUGUCCAGUACAAUGUGAUGGAACACUACAACAGCAACAACUUCAGCCUGAACGUUAGCACGGACUCUAAUAGUAGUUGCAGUUCAAACAGCAGUCGCAUCAACGUCUGCGCGAGCUAUCUCCCGAACAGGCAGUCCAACCUGGUCGCCGUUGAGGUCACUCUCGUGUCGGGUUACACCCCACUCAAGGAGGACCUCGAAGCCCUGGUCAAAGACAGAAACAGUGUCUUCGCCAAGUACGACAUCAAGGGCAACAAAGUGAUCCUCUACGUCGCCGGGCUCUCGGCUGAGGAAGCGUGCGCGGACUUCGGCGUGAUCCGUGAGCUGGAGGUCGAGGACGCAAAGCCGGGCGUUGUCGUGGUGUACGACUACUACCAGCCGGAGUUUGCUGUUAGCGCGAAUUACAGACUCGCCCCCUUCAGCAGUCCAGUGCACAAGCGUCUGAUUGCAUAAACCUGAU
This is a messenger RNA of Penaeus monodon (black tiger shrimp), 2200 nucleotides long. Its product is annotated as alpha-2-macroglobulin-like. Lineage: Eukaryota; Metazoa; Arthropoda; Malacostraca; Decapoda; Penaeidae. Gene Ontology annotation, cellular component: extracellular region. The record is from RefSeq and is a predicted model, not a curated record. The transcript has 13 exons. The coding region runs from base 16 to 2193 and encodes 725 amino acids.